Molecule: messenger RNA, 858 nt
Organism: Urocitellus parryii (Arctic ground squirrel)
Lineage: Eukaryota; Metazoa; Chordata; Mammalia; Rodentia; Sciuridae
Gene: Miox
Product: myo-inositol oxygenase
Biological process (GO): inositol catabolic process
Cellular component (GO): cytoplasm
Molecular function (GO): inositol oxygenase activity; iron ion binding
Source: RefSeq, a predicted model, not a curated record
AUGAAGGUGGUUGUGGGCCCCGAUCCUUCCCUCGUCUACCGACCUGACAUGGGCACAGAGGCCGCCAAAGACCAGGGCAGCUUCCGAAACUACACUUCGGGCCCUCUUCUGGACCGUGUCUUUGCUACCUACAAGCUCAUGCAUACCCACCAGACUGUGGACUUCGUCAGGAAGAAGCACACCCAGUUCGGGAGCUUCUCCUGCAAUAAAAUGACUGUCAUGGAGGCUGUGGACAUGCUGGACAGCCUGGUGGAUGAGUCGGACCCAGAUGUGGACUUCCCCAACUCCUUCCAUGCCUUCCAGACAGCAGAGGGCAUUCGAAAGGCCCACCCAGACAAGGACUGGUUCCACCUUGUUGGGCUCCUGCAUGACCUGGGAAAGGUCCUGGCUCUUUGGGGAGAGCCCCAGUGGGCAGUCGUCGGAGACACCUUCCCUGUUGGCUGCCGUCCCCAGGCCUCUGUGGUGUUCCGUGACUCUACCUUCCAGGAGAACCCAGACCUCUGGGACCCUCGAUACAGCUCAGAACUUGGCAUGUACCAGCCCCACUGUGGGCUCGAGAACGUCCUCAUGUCCUGGGGCCAUGAUGAGUACUUAUACCAGAUGAUGAGGUUCAACAAGUUCUCCCUGCCUCCGGAGGCCUUCUACAUGAUCAGGUUCCACUCUUUCUACCCGUGGCACACGGGCGGCGACUACAGGCAGCUGUGCAGCCAGCGAGACCUGGACAUGCUGCCCUGGGUGCAGGAGUUUAACAAGUUUGACCUGUACACCAAGUGCCCUGACCUGCCGGACGUGGACCAGCUGCGGCCCUACUACCAGGAGCUCAUCGACAAGUACUGCCCGGGGAUCCUGAGCUGGUGA